CCAGAAAUAUUUAGCGAGAGUGAAGAAACUCAUUUGAAAAAUGUAAAGGGAGGAAACUACGCACUUAUUGACUAUGACUCUCUCUUUCGAACGUUCAUGACGGAGAACUGUGGUCUUCAAAGACUCGGAAUAAGUUUAGAGUGGCAACCCGUUUCUCUAGGAGUUCCUCUAAAUUCGACGCUGAAAGUGGACCUUGAACGAGUAAUGCGUCGAUUAGAAGCGUCAGGUAUCUUUAACUACUGGUGGUAUGUGCACAUGUCCCAGCUAAAACACACCACCUGUCCGUCCAGGCAGCGGUCUGUGAGUUCCAGUAUCACGCUGGAUGACAUCAAAAGCGGAUUCGUUCUUCUCGGAGCUGGCAUUGGAGUCGCAGUUCUUUCUCUGGCCGCAGAAGUCCUGAAGAAGAAGUUGAUGUGACAAAAGUAUACUUGAAUAGAAGCGGUUGCACGAAUUUGACAAUAACACGUGCUUGUGCUUGUUAGUGCAAAUACUACUGACUGUUCCCAGUGAUCUGAUAUAAUUUUAGUUUGGGCCGAUUUUACAAAACAUGUUAAUGUCUGAUACGCAUGUAAGUACAUAAAUGUACAAUGCUUAAAGACAUACGUUUAACAGAAAAACAGGCUUCAUAAAUUCGGCCCUUAUUGCACGUUUGUCACGCAAAGAGCGAA
This is a messenger RNA of Gigantopelta aegis, 668 nucleotides long. RefSeq lists its product as uncharacterized. The record is from RefSeq and is a predicted model, not a curated record. Bases 97 to 417 code for a protein of 106 amino acids. The transcript is spliced from 2 exons. NCBI's taxonomy places the organism in Eukaryota, Metazoa, Mollusca, Gastropoda, Neomphalida, Peltospiridae.